GGCUGGAAGUACAGAGACGGAGGGAGAGACAGAUGAGUUAGUGGAGGGGUGAGGUGUCAGAGUCCGAUCAUAAGUCAUAAAAAGUGGCUGUGAUGUCAUCAGGUGAGCCUCCAGGUGUGCAGCAGGUUUCUCGGUGAUCUCGGCUGUUUGGCUUUAACCCAUCUGUCUUACCUGUCUCACCUUACCUGGAUGUCGACUCACUGAGCCGCUCUACAGGAACAACAUGGAGUCCAGAGCAGAGGAGCAAGAGGAAGAAACAGUCAGGUCAUUUCUAUCAGAUGGAAACACUGAAAGCAUCAAAACCACCAACAGUAUGACUGCUGAUACAACCAGUAUUACUACCGCUGCUGCAGCUGAUAGUAGUACUGCUGCCACUGCUGCUGCACCAUCUGAUGAUCAAACAGAGGAUGAGGGGAAAAGUGAAGGAGAUAGCGUUGCUGUGGCAACGGCAGACGCUGACUUACCAGACGAGAAGGAGGAGGUAGAGGAAGAAUGCAGGGAGGAAGUGUCUGUUGGAGAUGAGGAGGGUGAGGAAGAGCUGGGAGGUGAGAAAGAUGAGGAGGGUGAGGAAAACAAGAAAGCAAGUGACAUCCAGCAAGUGUCUGAUUAUCAGCCAGCACCUGUGGAGCCUGAACAGGAGUCAUUGACGCCGACCAGAGACAGACCAGCUCCUCCUAGCAGUCUGGCUUUGUCAGGGCCCCGACCAAUGAAGAAGAAAGUCCUGGUGGCUCCAGCGCUCAGUCUGUCAUUAGAUCGCAGCGAGUCGGCAGUCUCUGAUGACUUCCCUAUAGGCUUCCUUUCCCCCUCACCUGAUGAUGAAGACGACGCAACACUCGACUUUGACCUGGACGCCAUAGAGACGCCCUCUGACAGCGAGUCACUGCCCUUUCCUCUCUACGACCUGGACGUGGAAGAUGACCUGCGACGUCUAGGUGUGGCGUCCGGCCGCCGCCGCAAACCCCGCGGCUCCAGCCCCAGGUUCUUGUCUCAGACUGGUUCUGUAUCAGGCAUCGACCAGAGCAGCCUGGGAGCUCUGGAAAGGGAGGACAUGGUGGACAGCCAGGGCACCAGGUGGCGCUGUUUCUCCACGGGCGAGCCUCCACAGGAGAGCCGGGUCAACAUGAGCGUCCUGGAGCCAUUUCUCAGAGUGCUGUCACACGGAGGUUACUAUGGAGACGGCAUGAAUGACAUCAUUGUGUUUUCCUCCUGCUACCUGCCGGAGAACAGUCUGCAGAACUACCAGUAUGUGAUGGACAACCUGUUCAGGUUUGUUGUCGGCACUCUGGAGCUGAUGGUGGCGGAGAACUAUGUGAUUGUGUAUCUCUGUGCUGGAGGUCAGAAGGACAAACUUCCAGGAAUCAGUUGGCUCAAGGAGUGUUACACCACCAUCGACAGGAGGUUGAGGAAGAACCUGAAGGGCUUCUAUGUGGUUCACCCCACCUGGUACAUCAAAGCUCUUGCCACCAUCAUCAAACCCUUCAUCAGCUCUAAGUUCAGCAGGAAGCUCCAGUUUGUCAACAGCCUCCAGGAGCUUUCUGACUUCAUCCCCACUGAGCAUGUGCAGAUCCCAGACUAUGUCAGAGAGUAUGACCAGAACCUGUCCGGGUAAAACUCCUGCCAUCUGUUGUAUUUCUACAAACAGCUGCCUGCUCCAGUCCUCCUCCAGCAGGGGGCGCUGCAGCGUGUCACUAAAAGAUACUUUGUCAGUGUGGAAGGAGAAACCCUGGCUCUGUCAGCGGGCACCACUUUGCUCAGAUUUGACCCAAGAUGGCGAUGAAGAACAAAAAAAAAAAAAGUCAGACUUCAUGAGUUUAGUAAACAGUGUUAAUGGGGGCUAUAACAGAUGAUCCUGAUGUUUCAAACUAAAAGCACAGUAUCAGAUAAACAGAAAGAAAACAUGUGUUCCUGAAUUUAAACCAUUUCAUUAAUAGGGCAAACAUUUCAAAGUGUUGUACUGUUCUUGUAUAUUUUUAUUACAGUAUGACGCACAUUUCUACAGACACAGUUACAGCGAACACCACGAACUAAAAUAACAGCGCGUCUUAGAAUCCACAAGCAUUUAUUCACUUGUACAGCAAGUUAUAAUCUUAUUUAAGAUUUUGUUUAAUGUUAAUGAGUUAAAAAAGAAUAAUAAAAAAAAGAAUAAUCAUCUUUCUGAAGUCUGAGUUUUGCAGUGGAUUUUUAAAACAAACUUUCCAACAAAUCUUCGGAAAAUCUAAAAACGCCUCAUUUUGUUUUUGUAAGGAUGUUUGUAUGUAAACCCGUUUUUAAACAUAAAGUUUAGGUCAUACAGAGCAGAGGGAGAUGUUUUAAAGGUGUUUUUUUAUUUUAAUGGUUGUAGUUAAAUAUGAUCUAGAAUGCUUUGACUUGUCAAAGAGGUUUCAGUAAUGUUCAGUAAUUUUCAAUCCGAGGUUACUGCAACCUGGUGAAGGUUCUAACUCUCCUCGACGCACUUUCAGUUCCUGAACCAUCAACUCUGCCAGAAGUCGUCAAGACUUCUGGAAAUUGUUUUGCUGCUGAAUAAAAUCUUGCUGCUUCCGUA
This is a messenger RNA of Stegastes partitus (bicolor damselfish), 2542 nucleotides long. RefSeq names its product bcl-2/adenovirus E1B 19 kDa-interacting protein 2-like protein. Gene Ontology annotation, cellular component: cytoplasm. Bases 224 to 1609 code for a protein of 461 amino acids. The record is from RefSeq and is a predicted model, not a curated record. The transcript has 15 exons. Gene Ontology annotation, biological process: apoptotic process. NCBI's taxonomy places the organism in Eukaryota, Metazoa, Chordata, Actinopteri, Pomacentridae.